Messenger RNA from Halichondria panicea, 2138 nucleotides. Its product is annotated as 2'-5'-oligoadenylate synthase 2-like. Gene Ontology annotation, biological process: regulation of ribonuclease activity. Gene Ontology annotation, molecular function: double-stranded RNA binding; 2'-5'-oligoadenylate synthetase activity. Lineage: Eukaryota; Metazoa; Porifera; Demospongiae; Suberitida; Halichondriidae. Gene Ontology annotation, cellular component: cytosol; nucleoplasm; membrane. The transcript is spliced from 15 exons. The coding region runs from base 1 to 1908 and encodes 635 amino acids. The record is from RefSeq and is a predicted model, not a curated record.
AUGUCACUUCUAAAAUUAGAGGUGAUCAAAGCUGGCUCUCUGGGACAUGGCACUGCAGUUCCAGGAAAGUUUGACUUGGACUUAGUCAUCUACUCUUCAGAUGUAGAUGCAAGAGAAAUAAAAAACACCAGGGCAAAAAGACAGUGCACAACUUUUGGAGAUAUAGACACGGGCUAUGGGAAGUAUUUAGACAAACUGAGGAUCUUCUUACGCAGUGUGCCGGGAGUGACGCUCAGCAAAACCAAACCACAUGCAGUGAAUUUCUACUACUAUGGAAUUGAAGUGGAUCUGCUGGUUAGCCCAAACUGGCCAAAUCUAGAUGCACUCUGGACGUUUCUCCAAGAUGUUGACCGAGAACACCUUUUCGAUUUCUCAGUGAAUGCCUCAAAGUGGCAGGUGCAAUUUUUCAGUGAGGUUCCAAGUCAGGCUAAAGAGUUUGUCAAGCGUGCUAAGGCUUGGAGGAACAAAACAUGGUCACACAGUAAUGUGGGAAAACCAACAUCUUAUCUCAUCUCUCUUCUUGUAUUGAAGGCAUACGAAAAUGCACGAGGGCGUGGUGUCAGCACAUCAAGCACCUCAUUAAUUGCUAGAGAGACAAAAGUUGAGCUAAAGAAGAUUGUUAGGGAUCACACAACUGUUAAUAUGCACUGGAAGAGGUACUACACUUAUAGUGUAUCUACUCUCUAUCCACGACUAUAUAUACCAAGUGAAAGAGAACCAAGAAUUCUCGAUCCGGCAAACCCUACAAACAACGUGUAUAUAAAACUGGGAGAACUUUUCAUGGGAAUCAUCUCAGUACAAAAGUUGCUAAGCAUGAAGGUGCGUGCUAAAAUACAGUUACGGAGAAACUCAAUUAUUACAACUAUAAAAGAGCUAGGACCUCCAAUGUGUAUACGUACCUAUAUACUUUGGAUUUCUAACUUCAUUUUAGCUGAAAGCUAUAUACAUACCAACAUGGCAGCCUCUCGUGCCCCAAAUCAUACUGAAGCUGAGAAAGCAAUUGGAGAACUAGUCCUAAGAUUACAGACAAACCUUUCAAAGUACACACAAAGCCCCAGUAUUAGAGUGAAUGAGAUUGUUAAGGCUGGCUCUAUGGGACAUGGGACGGCUGUGCCUGAACACUUCGACAUUGACCUGGUACUCUACUCUAGCGAUGUGAACAGAGAUACAGUGAACAGAAACGGAUACGAAAGCUACUUAGAGAAAAUAAGGGCUUUCAUAACAGAUGGCAGAGUCUUCAGGGCAGGAAUCGUCACUAACAUCAAUCUGACUAGAUACGCUGUUCAGUUUCAAUAUGAGGGCUACAUCGAUGUGGACCUCCUAGUCAGCCCUGUCUGGUGGGGGGGACAACCCAAACAUCCACGAGAGCUCUUUGAAUUCCUACGAGAUAGGGUGCCUAACGAUGCUGAAGCCAGGCAUAAGUUCAGUGUGAAUGCAUCCAAGUGGCAAGUUGCUUUCAUGAAGGAGCAAGAUUCAUCUGUGAAGCAGCUAAUCAUACGAGCUAAAGCAUGGAGGAACCAGCUAUGGCAAAAGAGCAAGGGAGGCCGAGGUCGACCAAGUUCCUACUUGCUCACUCUGCUGGUACUUCACGCAUACAAGACUUCCUCUGGUACUGCCAAAAGCACAACACAAAAACUGAAGGAAAUUGUCCGCAACCACAGGACAAUGAACAUUUACUGGGAGAACUACUACAACGCUAGAGACUACCCCACCCUCUUUCCUUCGUCCACUCCACGCCUGGUCGACCCGGCCAAUCCAGCUAACAAUGUCUACCAGUCUGGCAUUGGGCCGUACCCACCCAAGAAAAGGCCAUGUGACUACGAGCGUGGGGAUGGGGACUGGAGCCAGUUUGUGGACAAAGUGAAAUACUUUGACCUUGAGAAGAGUGUGGAGGAGAUCACACGUUAAGACCGUUCAAGAGAGCUGACUAACUUUAGUACUUACAUACACAGGACUAUAGUAGCACAUUGUUAACUUAUAGAGUUUCCAUGCAUGCAUGUGUGACCAAAAAUAACAAAAAGUAUUUUGCAACAAAUUAAGGGACUCUCCUCUCCGUAGCCAGACAUACAAUAUUUAGAAUAACAUGGCAAGACACAAAAGAAGACCAAUAGGACAAGCUACAUGUAUAUAGGGAGAUA